Colletotrichum costaricense is the source of this 1533-nucleotide messenger RNA. RefSeq lists its product as uncharacterized. Bases 1 to 1533 code for a protein of 510 amino acids. Gene Ontology annotation, cellular component: nucleus. Gene Ontology annotation, biological process: positive regulation of transcription by RNA polymerase II; DNA-templated transcription. Gene Ontology annotation, molecular function: sequence-specific DNA binding; zinc ion binding. The transcript is spliced from 7 exons. NCBI's taxonomy places the organism in Eukaryota, Fungi, Ascomycota, Sordariomycetes, Glomerellales, Glomerellaceae. The record is from RefSeq and is a predicted model, not a curated record.
AUGCAUUCCUCAACCAUUUUCACGGUCGCCAUUGCUGCUUUUGGCUUCUUUGGCGAAGCUUCAGCGUACUGCAACUGGAAUAAGAAGACUGUCGAGAACUGCUGUUAUCGCGAUAACGACGCAAGAGUCAGGCAAGGCGGUUAUAUUAACUUCCCGCAAGGCACAAUCUGCCCUGAAUCCCACUCGAAUACCUGUGGCGCGGACUGCUGCACCUUUGAUACUGGUCUGGGUAUCGGUUGCCCCAAGUAUAUCAGCGACUUGCAAGAAAAGCUGGCCGCAUCCGAGCGGCGAGCAUCUUUGAUGGUCUCACAAGACCCGCCAUUGGAUCAACAAGCAAACAACAAAACGCUAGAAAUCCCUGGUGAUGCCACUGAGAGUUAUCUUUCAACACAGGACCGCACAGUGGGAAACAUUUUCCCCAUUACGCCCUCAUCUUCGACUGUACUCGCUUCAUCUCUUGGCGUCCAUGUGCCCACAAACGAGGCACCGCUCACAAAUCCACUAGCUUUCCAUACAAUUGACUGGGUUCCGGGUCCUAGUGGUACUCCCGUAUUUAUGGGAACGUCUUCCAAUUGGGCUUUCAACCGACGGGUCUUAUCUAUGACCCAUGAAGCAAUCACCGGCACUGCUUUAUCCCCAGAGAACCUAUUCUUUGACGGAAAGGUUUACGACUUGAGGUGGGAUGGAGGCCGAAUCUCAUCUUCAGGGGACGAUUUCAGCCUUGCCAGUUUGCCGACUCAGGAUUUUGCAAUCUAUCUGAUUAAUUCCGUCAAAUUUCACUGCUGCCGGUUGUUCUAUCUGUUUGAAGAGGACAGUUUCAUGGAGCACUUUGCCACAUUCCAUGCAAGUGCCGCGGAUCAGUCAAAAGUCCCCCGGCUGUGGUUCGUUCACUACCUCAUUAUCUUAGCAUUCGGCAAGGCGUUUAUCGUACAGACAUCAAAGUCACACCAACCUCCUGGAGCAGACCUGUUUGUGCAAGCUAUGAAGCUUAUGCCGGACUUCACCUUCUUCGAGUGUGACUACAUAGAAAGGAUGCAGGUUGGACAGGCGCUUAGCACAGCGUUCGAACAUGGCCUACAUACCGAGAUGCAGAGUCACCACCUAGACGAGACGUAUGUUCAGAGGUGCAGGCUAGUAUGGUGGACAAUAUAUGUCUUGGAGCGUCAAAUGUCAGCACUCAUGGGAGUGCCUAUGUUCAUCUCGGAUGAAUGCGUCUGCACACCGUUCCCCAUAUUUUACGAGCAAGCACAAAGAACCAGCGCUUUGCACAUACAGAUCAAGUUGGCGCAGGUACUGGGGCAGAUCCAUCAGACUGUUUAUGGCAUUGAAGGACAGCUCGACAGUCGCUACUUGGGUGCCACAAAGGCUGUUCUCCAAAGUAUAGCAGGCCUCGCUACCGACCUCCAUGGUUUGUUUGACAUCGACUCCAGUGAGAACACAUCAGGAGUCUCCCGUGUCUCGGCACAUUUGCAUCUCCAGUACCACCAAGCCGCUAUUAUUCAUAUUCCUACAGUCCAAACUCGGGCAAUCUGA